AUGUCUAAGAGACUUGAAGUUGUGAAAGCUGUUGCUAAGUUCAUCAUAAAAUUAGAGAGAACCGCUCUAGAUAAGCCGGGAAAACUGGUUGGAACCCAUACUGUACCGUGGACUUCAACUUUCAUGGCCUCUUCAACACCGCGAAUCGAAUUCGAUAGCUUUGCUCCGAAUUACACGGAGACCGCACCUCCUUUUGAGGAAGACUUACCGUCAUCACUCUUCCAUCUGAUGACAGCCCACCAUGAUUUCAGAACAGAAGCAAAUGCGAACUGGGAUAUGUUGCUAGUUAUUUUGCGGCAGAUGGAUGAGAGACAAUUUUUCAAAUCAUCUGAUUCAACAAACGUGCUAUGGCAUUGGGAUCUCCAACCUCGACACAUUUUCGUCGAAAAGUCCGAAUCUGGUCAAUGGGAAGUUAGCGGAGUCAUUGAUUGGGAUGAUGUAACGUCCAUGCCAUUAGUUCUGACUAGAGCUCCCAGGUACUGGCUCUGGUUCUACGAGGAGUGUUUCGAAUACGCUAGUUACUUUUCACAUCCGUGGGACGGUGACUAUGACGCGCCUGUAGAUCUGCCCCACAAUAAGGAUGUAACAAUUGUUAAAGAGUAUUUCGACCGGAUAAUGCAGGAGGCGGACCCGACGUAUAUGGACGAUACAUACGGAAGAGGUCAUUGGAUCCGUCGACUCAUUGAACUCGCAAGGUUUGGAUUAGAUAACCCCGGGAUAUUGAAAGACUUGAUCAGUUUAUCAAUGAUUGGGACGAUUACACUGGGGCAUUGGGUUCGAUUUAUGGGGAAUAUAUGUAUCACAUAUUGCUUGAUGAUGGUACGCAUCUUUAGAUAG
Molecule: messenger RNA, 837 nt
Organism: Botrytis byssoidea
Lineage: Eukaryota; Fungi; Ascomycota; Leotiomycetes; Helotiales; Sclerotiniaceae
Exons: 1
Coding region: 1-837 (278 amino acids)
Source: RefSeq, a predicted model, not a curated record